This is a messenger RNA of Psilocybe cubensis, 1677 nucleotides long. RefSeq lists its product as uncharacterized. Lineage: Eukaryota; Fungi; Basidiomycota; Agaricomycetes; Agaricales; Agrocybaceae. The record is from RefSeq and is a predicted model, not a curated record. Bases 1 to 1677 code for a protein of 558 amino acids. The transcript is spliced from 4 exons.
AUGUCAUCGGUUGUUAUAGCACUUGAUGCCUCGCCGAAAAUUGAUGUUACUGCGUUUGAACUCAAACAAUGCAAAUCGCGCGGCAAGGUUGUAGAAAUUUCAGCGGCGUUGCGACGUAGACUAAGUCUCCUGAGCCGGUACGCAUAUAUAACUUUCCUUGCGUUGAUCCCUUGCAUGGAAGUAUCUGACCGCAUUGAUCUCAAGGAUUAUGGUCAUGAAAAGUACCGAACAAUUCUGGAGGAUCAACUUUCCGAAACACAAUUUUUAUUCAAAGUUGCAGAACAGCGCGCUUACGAGCUUCAUCACGCGUCUAUGAAUGCGACAGGACGCCAGGAUGACGAAACAUCCGAUACAGAAUCAGAAAAUUGUGACCAUCUCGAUGACGAUCCUGAUCCGAGAAAAUCUUCUCCUAUCUCAUCCCUGAGCCAGAAUAGUACACUACAAGAUGAAAUGGAUCCAAUCAAAGCGAUUCUAGCGGAGAAGUGCAACAACAUUCGGGAACAGAUUUGGAUUCAGCUUGCGCGCUCCUGUGCGCCUGUUCAGUCGCGCUUCUACGUUGAGCGUUUGGAGGUCAUUUGGGCUUGCGUCCGUCGCGCCGUUUGUUCAGACCCAAAGCUCAUGCUCUUAUCGCGAAAAUAUAAAUCUGCUAUUAAUAUGUUGAAAGAUACCACUUUGGAGCUGUUGACAGUGACGAAAAUUUGGACCGCGAUAAAUAAUCUCUGUGCUGAGGACGUUCGAGCUGCCAUUGAUGAUGUCCUCCACCCGGUCCGUACGACGGGAGAAUAUGUGGUCGUCUUCAAGGCACGAGUGCAUAAAGAUCUUAGCCACGCCAGCCUUCCUUUCCAUGGCUGGGGACAUAUGGCUGCAUUUUUUCCUUGUUAUAGCAAUAUUCGAAGGACUUGCGAAUCUGUCGACGACAUUGUUGAAUUGACGAGAUACGCCCUUCUUUGCAAUGUCCCAAUUGCUCGAGAGUCUAAUCUGUUCAAGUACCCACAUGAGGGAAUUAUGAAUCUCCUUCUUUGUGGAUUUAUCCCCGACAGCUACGCACGAUUGGAACCAAACCCAUCAAGAGGCGAAGGCAAUACUAUCGGGUUAAAGGACAUGGAAUUGCUGAACUACGAUUGGAAGCCAUUCGUCAGUGUUGAAAUGUCGUUAACUGACCCUAAAGUUAACGACUUUGUGAAUGCAUGUUUUCGUCGGUCAGAUCUGGUCGUUUCCUUCCGGAAAGGCUCUGCAAAUAAAGAGUUCUGUUCCAAGCCACUGUAUGGUCAGACGGCGAACAUAGUCAAGGAUUCCUUCGAAGUAAAAAGCCUACCGGAUCCAUGCCAACCAACACAUAAUUUGGCCUUCCAAAAUGCUACACCGUCUGUCACGCCACCAAAACGAAUUUUCGAUUGUUUUCAAUUGACGAUAACUCCAGAGAAGAGAGGUGAAAUAAAGGAUUUCCUUACCGAAAUUGUUCAUCUAUGGCACAAAAUCUAUGGCGUCGACAAUCUCACUGGAUUAAUUCGCACCGUCGCCUCGCCCUACAUCAUCAACCAAGAAAUGGAAUUUAGCGACGACUCGAAUCUUAUCCCGAGUGUUGAACCGGCGACAGACGUAUCCUUUAAGGCUCUUUGGGGACGUCUUCCCACUGUAAAGGAAAUCGAGAAUUGUGUCAAUAUUGGCAGAGUGUAG